UCUGCUCUCGAGCCCACCAGGAACGAAAGACAACUCUAUCUGCCCUCCAGGAACAGCUAUGAAGUUCCUCUCCGCAAGAGACUUCCAUCCACUUGCCGUCCUGGGGCUGAUGCUGGCGACCGCCACUGCCUUUCCUACCUCACAAGUCCGGAGAGACUACACAGAGGACACCACCCCCAACAAACCAGUACACACCACCUCGCAACAACUCGGAGGCCUGAUUAGUUACAUCCUCAGGGAAGUCUUCGAAAUGAGAAAAGAGUUAUGUGAUAACAGUCCUGAUUGUAUGGCCAAUGACGAUGCUUUGUCAGAAAACAAUCUGGAGCUUCCAGCCAUCCAAAGAAAUGACGGAUGCUUACAAACCGGAUACAAUCGGGAACUUUGCCUAUUGAAAAUCACCUCUGGCCUUCUGGACUACCAGAUCUACUUGGAGUUCGUGACGAACAAUGUACAAGAUGACAAGAAAGACAAAGCCAGAGUCAUUCAGAGUGCUACCAAAACCCUAAACCAGAUCCUCAAACAAGAGGAAAAGGAUCUAAGUAGAAUAGUCACACCUAGCCCAACUGCCAAGGCCCUCCUACUGGAGAAGCUGGAGUCGCAGAAGGAGUGGCCAAGGACCAAGACCAUCCAGCUUAUCCUGAAAGCACUUGAAGAAUUCCUAAAGGACACCAUGAGGGCUACUCGGCAAAACUAGUGUGCUGCGCCUAAGCACGCUAUCUGUGGACAGCCCUCACUGUGAUCGGCAAGCAUACCUGUCGCCGGGUAUCUACCUUAUGUUGUUCUCUACGAAGAACUGACAGUAUGAAUGUUGGGACACUAUUUUAAUAUUUUUUUAAUUUAUUGAUAAUUUAAAUAUGUAAACUGUAAGUUAAUUUAUAAUUAAUAUUUAUAAUUUUUAUGAAUGUCACUUGAAAUAUUAUAUGUAAUAGUUUUGAAAUUAUAAUAUAAAAUCUAUUUGAUCUGAAUAUUCUGUUACAUAG
Messenger RNA from Alexandromys fortis (reed vole), 980 nucleotides. It is a transcript of the gene Il6, whose product is annotated as interleukin 6. Gene Ontology annotation, biological process: positive regulation of receptor signaling pathway via JAK-STAT; T-helper 17 cell lineage commitment; immune response. Gene Ontology annotation, molecular function: interleukin-6 receptor binding; cytokine activity. The coding region runs from base 59 to 694 and encodes 211 amino acids. The transcript is spliced from 5 exons. Gene Ontology annotation, cellular component: interleukin-6 receptor complex; extracellular region. Lineage: Eukaryota; Metazoa; Chordata; Mammalia; Rodentia; Cricetidae. The record is from RefSeq and is a predicted model, not a curated record.